Molecule: messenger RNA, 513 nt
Organism: Vicia villosa (hairy vetch)
Lineage: Eukaryota; Viridiplantae; Streptophyta; Magnoliopsida; Fabales; Fabaceae
Exons: 3
Coding region: 1-513 (170 amino acids)
Molecular function (GO): protein binding
Source: RefSeq, a predicted model, not a curated record
AUGGAAGAUUACCAAGUUACGAUGUUUCAAGACCUAGUAAUGGAAGGGAAAUGGGAUGAUGUAAUCGAAAAAUACCAAGAAGAUAGUAAUUAUCACAAUAUAUUACUCGAGAGAAGAGGAACAGCGUUACACGUGGCAAUAAACAGUUGGCGCAAUGAUGUACUAAAAAGUCUUGUUGAAGCAAUAUUAGAAUUUGGUGAUCAAAGUAGUUUGAAAAUUGUGAAUGACAGAGGUGCUACUCCUCUUCACCUUGCAGCGCAGAUAGGAUACACAAAUGCAUGUGAAAUUAUAAUUGGAAAAGAGGGUCAAAGGAAACCUUUAGUUCAAGUGAAAGAUGAAAAUGGAGAAACACCACUUUUUUGGGCUGUACGUGCACGUCACAUAUCAGUGUUUGUUUACCUACGACAGUUUUAUCCUCUUGACCUCAAUAUUGCUAUCGAUAAGCAUAAUACUAGCAUCCUUCAUGUUGCCAUCUCCAAAGAAAUGUUUGAGAUGUGGAGAGAAAAAGACUAG